AUGGCAAGAGGUGGAGGUCGUGGUGGCGGUCGCAAGCCAUUUCGCGGCAAGGGUAGAGGUCGCGGCGGCGGUGGUGGUGGAGGAGGAGGACGAGAUACUCGCUCGGAGCCAUGGGCCAACAUUGAGCGCAAGAAUGAACUCUUCGAGAGCUACUACCGCUUGGGAGGAUUUCUCGAAGAAGCAGAAUUCGAGCAGAUGUGGAAGGCUCUCCAAGCCGACCUGCCCAACAGCUUCCGCUUCACUGGCACAAAGUCCGAUGCUCUUGCAGUGCGCGAGAUCUUCAAGCAGCGAUAUAUUCCAGCCAUCGCAUCCAAGCAGUUUGAAGGCAAGCCCGUAUCGCCCCCAGAGCCAGUACAAGCCUUCCCAGACGAGCUCGUAUGGCACAUGAAGACCCACAAGAAGGUCAUUCGACGACAUGCGCCCUUUGCCGAUUUCCAAAAGUUCCUUGUCGCAGAAGCCGCAUCGGGUAAUAUCAGCAGACAGGAGGUCGUCAGUAUGAUUCCACCACAUUUCCUCGAUGUCAAGCCGGGUAUGGUAGUCCUCGACAUGUGCGCAGCACCGGGCAGCAAGUCGGCACAGUUGGCUGAGAUGAUUCAUGGCGACGAGGAAGAGCGCGUACAACGGGUAGCAAACGGCGAGUCUGUCGAUCUGGCCGAAGAUGGUGACUACACCGACGACGGUCGCUCAACUGGCCUGCUCAUUGCGAACGACUCCGACUACAAGCGUGCCGGCAUGUUGGUCCAUCAGGUCAAGCGACUCAACUUCCCCAAUCUCAUCGUCACCCAACACGACGCCUCCAUUUUCCCUUCGAUCGAACUGCCAAGCGUCGACGGUCAGAAGAAGCAGUACUUGAAGUACGAUAGGAUUUUGGCUGACGUACCAUGCUCCGGUGAUGGAACAGCUCGUAAGAACCCUAAUGUGUGGCAAAAAUGGACGCCGAAAGAUGGACUUGGUCUGCACGGUCUUCAACUUCGCAUUCUGUUCAGAGGACUACAGAUGUUGAAGAAGGGUGGCCGUCUGGUAUACUCGACCUGCAGUUUGAACCCUGUAGAAAACGAGGCUGUUGUUGCAGCAGCUAUUGAAGCUUGCGGCGGUAACUCCAAGGUCCAGUUGGUAGACUGCUCAGAUCACCUACCAAAUCUCAGGCGAAAACCUGGUCUCAACGCGUGGAAAGUCUUGGACACAACAUCAACUACUGCAGGAGGAGAAAAGACUGCUCACAUGUUCACCAACUGGGAGGCAUUCCAAAAGGCAAAGGCAAAGUACGAGAUUGAAGAGCCAGAACGCCAGUUCUCUCAAAAGAUCACUCCUGGAUGUUUCCCGCCAGUGCCCAAGUCUCCUGAAGAGCGCAUUCCACUAGAGCGCUGCAUACGUGUCUACCCACACUUGCAGGAUACUGGUGGUUUCUUCAUCGCCAUUCUUGAGAAGCUAGACGAUAUCAAGAUUGCACAGGUGCAGAACCCGGAGAACCUGGCCAAGGCUCAACGCGGUCAGGCACAUGCCGACACGACUACUGACUCAUCCGUCCCAACUCCGACUGAGAACGUAAUCGAAGCGGAUGCCACCAAGACGGAGUCUACAGACGAAGUUCCAGAGGUCGCAGCCCCCCUAAAGCAAAAUGGUUCAGCACAAACACAGGACGCCAAGCCCGCAGCCAACGGCUCAGUAGCCCGACUGAAGCCUGAGAACCAGUCCCAGGCCAAGGAGUACUUUGAGUACCUCCCCUCGGACGACGAGACCAUUGCCUCUAUCAUGGAUUUCUUCGGCAUCGACAGCCGCUUUCCACGCGACCGCUUCAUGGUCAAGAACAAAGAAGGACUCUCCCUCAACAAAAUCUACUACACCUCAGCCAUGGCCAAGACGAUCAUCUCGCAGAACAAGGACCGCGGUAUGAAGUUCAUCCACUGCGGCGUCGUCAUGUUUGUCGCCCACAAGAUCAAAGAUAUGGACCGCACGCAAGCACCCUGGCGCCUCCAAAACGAAGGAAUCCGCAUCCUGGAACCCUGGGCCCACAAGCGCAUCGUCAAGCUCGAAAGCAAAGAAACCCUCCACCAACUCAUCCGCGAGAUGUUCCCCAAACUACCAAAGGAAGGCGACACGGGCCUCGGUGAAGUCGGCGACCAACUCCAGCAAAUGGACGUUGGAUGCUGCUUCGUCCGCGUCGAAAAGGACGAGGAACAGGGUAUUCCUUUCCGCAUGGUCCUGCCCCUUUGGAGACAUCCUGGUAGUGCCAACCUCAUGGUCGACAAGGACGAUCGCAAGGCCAUGUUGCUCAGGCUGUUCAACGAGAAGGAUACCGAGAUUAUCAAUCAUGUGGCUGACAAGGCAAAGGCGGAGAAGGAGGCCAGGGAUGCCGAAGAGGCGGGCGAGCAGGACGCUGCAAAGACGGGCGAUGUGAGUGAUGGCGAGCAGGCUACUGAGGACAUGGUUGCGGAUGAGGAGGAGGGCGGUGUCAAGCUUGAUGCUGAGAACGAAGACGUCGAAAUGGCAAAUGGUGACGCGUAG
This is a messenger RNA of Pyrenophora tritici-repentis Pt-1C-BFP, 2505 nucleotides long. The record is from RefSeq and is a predicted model, not a curated record. NCBI's taxonomy places the organism in Eukaryota, Fungi, Ascomycota, Dothideomycetes, Pleosporales, Pleosporaceae.